Messenger RNA from Topomyia yanbarensis, 1032 nucleotides. RefSeq lists its product as uncharacterized. Lineage: Eukaryota; Metazoa; Arthropoda; Insecta; Diptera; Culicidae. The record is from RefSeq and is a predicted model, not a curated record. The transcript is spliced from 4 exons. Bases 262 to 861 code for a protein of 199 amino acids.
CACAUUUCAGGUAAAUUAAAACUAUAGGGCAUCAAAUAGAUUGCUUAAUUACGAUUGAGUUAAUCAUUGUAGGAAUCCAUCGAUCCGGAUGAACAUUAUCGGUCGGCAGUAGUGCGAAGGCAUCAAGAAAGAUAUAAGGAUCAAAGGGAGACAUCGCGUAGUUUCAAUUACCCAGCUUCAUUAAACAGAUCGCUGCAUGACCCCCGUGGUUUCGAUGCAUACCGUGGUACGAAAACAAUAGUUGAUGGAGACAGAAUUGAAAUGAAGACUUCGCGUGGCUCCAAUUAUCCUUUGCGCACUAGAUCUAAUGUUACAAUCGACACAUCUCAGGGAUUUAUUGAUUCACAUUAUGCGAAGUUGAUAAAGGGUCAAAAUCAAUCAUCCCAAAGGUUCAACUAUCCAUUUUCUCGUGGCAGCUCAUUUCAUGAUUCCUUUGGCCGUCAUUCACAUUCGCAAUCGAAAGUUGUCGAAAAGAGAGUUGAUGUUGGUAUUUCGCGUGAUUUCGGAAACCAGUAUUUGCACAACAGAUCGUAUGAUGCAACCAACAUAUCUCAGGAGGCUCUUGCUUAUUCAAUGCAUUGUGUACAAGCUAAAUCAUCAAUAGGCGCAGGAAGUCGUAUUCAAACAGAACUUUCACGAAGUCUCAUCAACCCAAGUUCGCGGAUUAGACAGUUGAAUGAUUUUGAUCCAGAUUAUAGCUAUUCAUUACAUGUGGAAAGGCAGAGAGUUGAAACAGAAGCUUCAGCUGGUUUUAUAAGACCUCUACGGAAUAGAUUGUACACUACAUUCGAUACAUUUCAGGAUAUUGGACGGAGAUCAAUAGAUGAACAGUCACGGGGAAACAUAGUUGUAGAAAAUUAAACACCUUUCUCUGAGGUUCGAAGAGAGAUAAAUGAAUCAUCAGGAGGUUGUGAUUUCUGGCAGGAUGAUGCCGGUCUAGAUCUGUGCUGCAGGUCACCUGCCAGGCUCGAAAGUCGUAGUGUGUUUCCAUCAGAGUUAAAAAUAAUCGUAGCUCUUUGUUGACGGCUGAAA